AUGACCUGGAUCGUCAGAGGUGGCCAACAAUUAGAAUUAGAGGAGUGCGGGCGGGCGGGCGCUGGGCGGGCGGCGGCGCGCGGCGCGUCAGUCGGCGUCCGCGUCCCGCGCCUCGACGUCGCUGCCGCGCUGCGCGCUGCUGCUGUCGAGCUCAUGAGUGGCGGGUAUUAUGCCGGCACCGCAGCGACGCUCCCCACGUGCCGCGAGCUCGCCGGCCGCCGCCGCCACCGCGCCGCGCCGCCUCCUCAACACCACCGUCUAUAG
Molecule: messenger RNA, 264 nt
Organism: Arctia plantaginis
Lineage: Eukaryota; Metazoa; Arthropoda; Insecta; Lepidoptera; Erebidae
Source: the annotation of a GenBank genome assembly